Messenger RNA from Ipomoea triloba (trilobed morning glory), 1712 nucleotides. RefSeq names its product oxidation resistance protein 1. Lineage: Eukaryota; Viridiplantae; Streptophyta; Magnoliopsida; Solanales; Convolvulaceae. Bases 252 to 1424 code for a protein of 390 amino acids. The record is from RefSeq and is a predicted model, not a curated record. The transcript is spliced from 9 exons.
AUUUUAUGGCGGAAGAAAAUGAUGAUGGUGGACGUGGACUUGGGCAAAAGGAAGAAACUGAUAUUUUUUCUGAAAGACUAAUCCACGACUGAACCAAAGAGAAUUAGCUUCAAAGACUCCAUCUUCGAUUUCUCGAUAAUUCCAAAGAAAAGGGGGAAAAGAUGGAAAAAAUUCUGAGUUUUUUGUGUAUUUGAAAGGUGACGGAAGGCGUGCAGAUUCUGGUUUGAAGCAUCACGAUAGAAAAGCAGAAAAUGGGCAGAGAAGUAGAAGAAGAAGAGAAAUACUCGCCACCGCCGCUGCUAGAGCACAAGAAUCGGUCUCUGAGGAGUAAAGCGGCGCACUUUGUAUCUGAUCUUACCACCGUCAUCCUCAAUCCAAUCUCCGAUAAACCCUCCAAACGCAAACCUAGACCACCGCCGGUACCUGAAGAUGGAUCAGAUUCUGAGGGAAGUAAACUGGAGUUGGAUGAGGGGGAGCCUGGGGAUAUAGUUGACGGUCCUGAUACGUCCUCUUUUACUGCAUUCCUGUAUUCCCUACUAUCGAAUUCAGAGCCUGGGAGUCACUCUAGUUUGAAUGGGAACAAUGAGAAGCAAGGUGAUAAAGCUGAACCAUCUGAGCCACCGGUGAAGGAACCUAGCAGAAGGAGAAGUUUAAUCACGAGGGGCAAACAGACGAUAGGCAGGGCCGUUUACCAAGUUGCUAGAUUGGGUGGAUUCCGGAAUCAGGGAUCAAGCAAGGGAAACUCUGACAUGGGGAUUGAUGAUGGAAGUAAUUCCAAAGUUGAUAGACAUGAGGCAAUCCUUAAGCAAGAUAAGAAUGAGGAAGUGCCUUCAGGCAGUCUUCCCGAAACUUCUGAACCCUCGUUGCUUCUCUCAGAGAAGACACGAACGGCUCUUUACACUGCACUUCCCGCACUUGUUAAGGACCGGAAAUGGGUGAUGCUAUACAGUACAUGGAGGAAUGGCAUAUCACUUUCCACUUUGUACAGGAGAAGCAUGCUAUGGCCUGGCCUCAGUCUUCUGGUUGUAGGAGACCGUAAGGGUACUGUAUUUGGUGGGCUAGUUGAGGCACCUCUAAGGGCAACAACUAAGAGAAGAUAUCAGGGAACGAAUGCUUCAUUUGUUUUCACGAAUGUAUCAGGUCAUCCUACUAUAUUUCGUCCUACAGGCAUAAAUCGCUAUUAUACUAUGUGCUCCACAGAGUACAUAGCCUUGGGCGGUGGUGGUCAUUUUGCUCUCUACUUGGAUGGGGAUCUCCUGACCGGAUCAAGUGCAGCUUCACAAACCUAUGGAAACUCGUGCUUGUCAUGCAGUGAAGAUUUUGAAGUGAAGGAGGUUGAGUUAUGGGGUUUCGUAUAUGCUUCAAAGUACGAAGAGAUACUCUCAGUCCUGCGAACUGAGGCACCUGGAAUCUGCCGCUUUUGAACAUUGCUCUGGCAAGGCGUGCUGCAUUCCAGUUUCGCGUUUUCUCAAAUAACCUCAACCGGGUGCGUACGGUGCUCAUAGUUUCGGCCAAGUUUUUAACCACAAUGUAUAUAAUGAACAACUUUUGGGUUUGAAACUCUUUGAUCUUUGCCCAAUUCUUGCAAGAGAACCAAUUUUCUCAAUCUCAUGCCUUCUCUGCACUGUAUUAUGAUACAGAUGUUCUUCCCAGUGUAAAUUCCACACCUUCAUAAAUACAUAUUGUUAUUAAACAAGCAAAAGAUUUUUCAA